Molecule: messenger RNA, 1697 nt
Organism: Cajanus cajan (pigeon pea)
Lineage: Eukaryota; Viridiplantae; Streptophyta; Magnoliopsida; Fabales; Fabaceae
Source: RefSeq, a predicted model, not a curated record
CACUUCCACUUACCUCUCUUCUUUCUCUCUUUCACGCUCAUCAUACACUACUCUUGCUAGUGCCACUAAUUCUAGUAUUACAAGACAAUGGGUUUUUCCUCCCUCCACGUCUGCAUGGACUCAUCAGAUCACUGCCUGCAGGGCACAAUUCACGAGGAGUAUGGUGGGAUGGAUUCUUCUUCACCAUCUGGCGACAUGCUUCCAUGUUCGAGGCCAAUGACAGAGAAGAGGCUAAGACCCCCCCAAGAGCAAGCCCUCAAGUGUCCCAGGUGUGAAUCAACACACACCAAAUUCUGCUACUACAACAACUACAGCCUCUCCCAGCCUAGGUACUUCUGCAAAACUUGUAGAAGGUACUGGACCAAAGGAGGUACUCUUAGGAACAUUCCUGUUGGUGGUGGCUGCAGAAAGAACAAGAAAGUUUCCACUAAGAAACACAAUGAACCUCAACCACCUAUUACUCAAAAUCAACCUCACCCUGCACCCUCUUAUCUUCAUAACCACAACGAUCUUCAACAUUCCUUCCUAGAUGUGCAAUUUUCCCACCUCAAUAACUUACUUGGGACUAAUGCUGGGGCACUGGUAAACCCUAAUUUCAUGCUCGAGAAUCCUAGGCCUAUUGACUUCGUGGAAAGCAGGUUGGAUGAUAUGAAUAUGAUUAGGAGUUCCACUAGGAAUUUUGAUCUUCUUGAAAAUAGUGAUGUGAGUGUGGGUGGUGGUGUUGGGGUGGGUGAUGUGAGUGGAUACAGUGGAUUGCCAUUGAGUUAUCAAGCUCUUUCUUCGUCUCCAGCAUUUGGGGGCAUGUCCCUUGAUGGAAGCAUUAGAAAUGUUGGAACUUAUAUAAUGGACUCUUGCCAGCGAUUUAUGUUGCCCUGUGAUGGAGGUGAUAAUUCCCUUAAUGGUUCUAUUGAUGUGAAGCCAAACCCUAAGCUGUUGUCCCUUGAAUGGGAUCAGGGUUGCUCUGAUGCUGAAAAAGUGUCAUUGGGAUAUCUUAAUGGUUCAGGAUCAUGGAUCGGCUAUGGAUCUUCCGCAACAAACCCUUUGGUCUAGAGCUACUAAUCUCACUUCUCAUAUCAUGAAUAAUGAUAUCAAUAAUAUAUGUUAGAAAUACUCUCUUUUAACACUCUUUCUAUUAUUAAUCAGAAUUUAUUAGAAAUUACAAAUUUUAGCGUGGCUCACUUUUGAAUCAAGAGAGACUCAAACAAGUAAAACGGACUAAAAUUUGUGAUUUCUAAAUUUUUUUAAAUAAUAAUAUAAAGAGUGUUGAAAAGGGUGUUACCUGCAUUCAUAUCAUGAUGUAUGAUCAAAGGUGAUAAGCUCUCUGAGGCUUGGGUAACAUAUGUUUAAUGAGGCAAUCAAUCUCGUUCCUAUCCUUUAUAAUUUUUUAUUAUAUUGUUACUCAUAUAAAGCCUUUUUUGAUGGGAGGGUUCUUUAUUUGUAUUUGGUAGUGUUUCUUUCUGCCAAGUUGGUCUUCGGUUGUUACUGACUUAACAAAAAAGAGUGUGAACGGGGAAGCUUAUUCAGUGUCCAAAUGGACUGCUUUGGUGCAUUGCCUUUAUUCUUCUUGUCUUUGUGUGCGCAGCAGAUCUCUGAAAGCUUUAGGAUUUGUUGUAACAUCGAGGAUGAUAUGGUAGCUAGUUCGUUUCAUGUUGAAGAAAAUAUGCAGUACUAGUAGUACAAUAUUAUUUUUAUUUCUA